AUGUCCAAAAUCUUCUCGUGCAUCUUCCCGUACUCGAAGAAGAUGCAACAAGAUGAUUCGAAAGAAGAUAUCCAGAAUACUGGAUUUAUCCAGGACAACAUGAACUCUUCUCUCUGUGAAGUGUCAUAUCAUCAUGUGGAUUCAGUAUCCAAGACUUGUCUGCAAAAACGGAUUCAGAAGUUGGAAAACGAAAAGGAAGCUCUGGUUGAGAUGAUGAUUUAUCAGCACGAAAACUAUAAGAAGAGCUCGCUUGUUCAAGGAAAAAUGUUCCAGAAGGAAAAGACAAAGAACAACAACUCGAAUUAUUACUCGAAACUUGGAAAGAAGUCGAAAUAUCCGACGAAGAAACAAGAAUUCCUAGAAAAUACGUAUGAUUACAUUGCCUUCAAUUGA
Molecule: messenger RNA, 393 nt
Organism: Caenorhabditis remanei
Lineage: Eukaryota; Metazoa; Nematoda; Chromadorea; Rhabditida; Rhabditidae
Exons: 1
Coding region: 1-393 (130 amino acids)
Source: RefSeq, a predicted model, not a curated record